GGGACUGCUGGUGGGAGCAGGGAGCAGCGGAGGGGCUGUCUUCUUCUUCUCCACUGUAGCUUCAUGGAGGCGCGUUUCACUCUUACACAUGCAUGGGACUAAACGACGGGACUUUACCGAUGAACUUAGAUGCUCCAAUGUAGAUCCGAGCUGCAGCUCAGCCAGCGCAACAACAGCCCUCCUAAGAUGAGCGCCUGUGCUGAACAGUUCUGUGUGUGUGUUUGUCCAUACAGGAGGAAUGCCAGCUCCUGAGCAGAGCCCAGUGACGGAGGAGGGGCUUCUGCUGACCAUCCGCAACAGUUCAACUGGCCGCAACAUGGAAGCUGACAACACCGCCAACAACAUACUGGCCUCUGUCAAAGAACAGGAGCUCCAGUUUGAGCGGCUAACCAGGGAGCUGGAAGUGGAGAGGCAGAUUGUGGCCAAUCAGCUGGAAAGAUGCAGACUUGGGGCCGAGUCGCCAGGCGCUGGUAGCAGCAGCUCAUCUGAGAAGUCCCUGCCUUGGAGAACUGCAGAUGCCUCCGCCUCAGGGGACACCAAGUCUCGGGUGACUGACAGCUCCCAGUCGCCCAGCUACCGCAUCAGGACUGAGUCAGAGCAGGUGUCUCUGUACUCCCCGGAGCAGUCCUCCCUCCAUGAAAGUGAGGGGUCCGCGGGGAAUUCGCGUAGCUCAACUCAGAUGAACUCAUACUCGGACAGUGGCUACCAGGAUGCCAGCAGCGGCUACCUCACCAGCCAGAACAUGGGCAAGGCUGAGCUGAGGAUGCAGCACUCCUUCCCUGGCGCCGGCACUGGUACCCAGGGAAAGAAUGCCAGAGCCGAGGGCCAGGCUUCAGCCCAGGUUCCAGCAGUCACAACAGCAGUGCCUGGCCGUGCUAUGCGGAGGGUAAGCUCAGUGCCUUCUCGCUCUCACUCGCCAGCCUACGCCAGCGGUGUGUCCCCCUCCCGCGGCUCUCUGCGUACCUCAGUUGGCAGUGCCUACGUCUCCCCCAUUGUAACUGAGCCCAAACCGCUCUCUUGCAUCUUCUCUACAACCUUGCCCUCUGCCCAGCGCACCAGUAGCACCGGCGGUGGUGGCAGCGGCUCACCCUACUCCACACAGAAAAACUCCCCUGCUGCACUGCGACGCAUGGGCUCUACGAACUCACGAUCCGGCAGCCGCACAACCUCGCCCUAUCAGGCCUCUGCAGGUUCAUCAUCAGGCCGCAUGGGCUCGCCUCUUACAAUGGUGGACAGCAUCAACCCUCCACUGACUAAGCAGCCUUCUCACUCAUCGUCUCCAGUCAGGGCUAGUAUGACCGCCGUGCCCCAGCACUACAGCUCCACUCUGCCCCGCUCCAUGCUCCACAACUCCGACCCCUAUGGACCCCAGAGUUACGACAUUUACGAGAGGAUGACGCGUCCUGACAGCCUCACAGGAAUACGGAGCUCAUAUGCUAGUCAACACAGCCAGCUGGGCCAGGACUUAAGGUCGGCCAUGUCCCCAGACCGCCACAUUGCACCAAUCUACGAGGAUCGGACCUUCCAGGGCCCGCUAUACCGCAGUCCCAGCCACACCCAGCAGGGCACCCUCUACAGGAGCACCUCAGGUGUGGGGAGUCUCCAGCGGACUUCCAGCCAGCGCAGUGCCAUGAUCUACCAAAGAAACAACUAUGCUCUUAACACAGCGGCCACCUAUGCUGAUCCCUAUCGCUCAGCACAGUACCGGCCCUCUGAUCCCAACUACACACGCCAAGCUGUUGUCGUGGAUGAUGGUGCCACUCGCUCACCCUCCAUAGACAGCAUUCAGAAGGAUCCCAGGGAGUUUGCAUGGCGUGACCCGGAGCUGAUGGAGGUGAUCCACAUGCUGCAGCACCACUUCCCUUCAGUGCAGGCCAACGCAGCCGCCUACCUGCAGCACCUGUGCUUUGGCGAUAAUCGGGUUAAGGCUGAGGUGUGUCGACUGGGAGGAAUAAAACAUCUGGUGGACCUGCUAGACCACAAGGUCCUUGAGGUCCAGAAGAACUCUUGUGGAGCUCUGAGGAACCUCGUUUAUGGCAAAGCUAUGGAUGAGAACAAGGCGGCCGUAAAGAAUGCAGGAGGUAUCCCAGCUCUGCUCCGCCUACUGAGAAAAACUGUAGAUGCAGAAGUGCGGGAGCUCGUCACAGGGGUGCUGUGGAACCUGUCGUCGUGUGACGCCGUCAAGAUGACAAUCAUUCGGGACGCCUUAAUGACCCUGACUAACACUGUGAUCAUCCCUCACUCUGGAUGGAGCAGCUCCACCUUCGACGACGACCACAAGCUGAAGUUCCACUCCUCCCUGGUGCUGAGGAACACCUCAGGCUGUCUGAGGAACCUGAGUUCAGCUGGAGAGGAGGCCAGAAAACAGAUGCGUACCUGUGAGGGCCUGGUUGACUCACUGCUCUACGUCAUCAAAGCCUGUGUAAACACCUCUGACUUCGACAGCAAGAUUGUGGAGAACUGCAUUUGCACUCUAAGGAACCUGUCAUAUCGCCUGGAGCUGGAGAUACCGCCAUCUCGACUGAUAGAGGGGCAGGAGCUAGACGGCUUACUGGGCAGCGAGUCGCCCAGUAAAGAGGAGGAUUCCAGCUGCUGGGGCAGGAAGAAAAAGAAGAAAAAAAAGAGCUUGCACGAAGACAUAUGGGACGGUGUGGGACCCAUACCUGGCUUCUCAAAGUCUCCCAAGGGGGCAGAGAUGUUAUGGCACCCUGCGGUGGUGAAGCCGUACUUAACACUGCUGGCGGAGAGCUCGAAUCCCGCCACUCUGGAGGGCGCCGCUGGGUCCCUUCAGAACCUGUCAGCCGGCAACUGGAAGUUUGCGGCGUACAUUCGUGCAGCAGUGCGUAAGGAGAAGGGGCUGCCCAUCCUUGUUGAGCUGUUGCGGAUGGAUAACGACAGGGUGGUGUGCUCGGUUGCCACUGCUCUGAGAAACAUGGCACUGGAUGUCAGGAACAAGGAGCUCAUAGGGAAGUACGCGAUGCGGGACCUGGUCAAUCGUCUCCCUGGGGGAAACACCACCCUGCUGUCAGACGAGACAGUGGCGGCCAUCUGUUGCACCCUGCACGAGGUCACCAGCAAAAACAUGGAGAACGCCAAGGCACUGGCCGACACGGGAGGCAUCGAGAAGCUGGUCAACAUCACCAAGGGCAGAGACAGGUACUCUAUGAAGGUGGUUAAAGCAGCUGCUCAGGUCCUGAACACACUGUGGCAGUACCGGGAUCUGCGUACCAUCUAUAAGAAAGAUGGAUGGAACCAAAACCAUUUCCUCACUCCAGUGUCAACACUUGAACGGGACAGGUUCAAGUCCCAGCCCACCCUCCCCACCAGCGGCAUUCAGAUGUCCCCAGUCAACCACGCUGCUGCCAGUGCCACGUCGUCUCCUGCCAUGCUGGGCAUCAAAGAGCAUAGAGACACUAUCAGAGAUUAUCAGAGAGCACAGUCAACUAUGCAAUUUUAUAAUUACCAAGGGGACAACAGUAUCCACAAAAAACAGUAUACAGGGUCUGGAAAGCCUUCUCCAUAUUACUACUCAUCGCCCACAAGAGAGGAGCCCAGAAGAACACAGCCUAUGUAUUAUACAGAAGACCCGGGCAGGAGAAACUAUGAUACUUACAGAAUGUACCUGCAGCAUCCCCACGGCUACGACGACCCGUACUUGGAGGAGGUUAUCGCCUACCCACCCUCAGUCGACUACAGCUCCCAGACUCAUGGACUGAAAUCCACCACCAACUAUGUGGACUUUUAUGCUAGCACACGGAGGCCUUCCUACCGGGCAGAGCAGUACCCUGGCUCUCCUGACUCCUGGGUAUAGGUCUGGAGGUGCCUCCUGUGUUACAAUCAAAAACCUUUCAUCCCUGAUUUAUCAUUUAGGGGCGGGGCGCCACGAAAGCACCAACAGACUUUUUCAUGAACUUGGCUUUAUAAGUGUGUUCGUUUUAAAGUGAAUGAGUGUGUAUGGAGGGAGAGUUCAACUGAGCGAUGGCAGAUGGAAAGAUGGAAUGUGUGCCAAAGAAGGAAAUCAAGGAAUGUUUUUUUUUAUUUUUAUUAAUUAUCAUUAUUUUUUUAUUCAGUAGAGAAAGAUGGAAUCAUGCUGGGUGUCUGUUGCAGGACGAUACUGGACACUACCGUGAGGAGACGCGUGUCCUGUUCUGUCUAGAUUUUAGUUUUAUUUUCUUUAUGAAACUCGUAGCUGUGAUAGCAUGGUGAAAGGCGUGAGUCAUGUGAGAGAGGGUCCGUGGUAAGAUGUCAAGAUGGGGAAAUGUGUAUGUGCCGAAGCCAAAAUGGAUCAUGAACUCAUAUCUGUAAAAAAUAAAAUAAAAAUAGUAAACUAAUGUUAGAUUGUACAGAGGGAUCAAAUUGUAUCUGUACUUAAUGUUGAAGCUGUGUAAUGCCAUGGAGUCUUGUACAUUUCUUUCAUGUUGUUGUAAAUACAGAAAAAAACAUGUUAACUGGUUUACACUCAUCAGCACUGGUUAUAAAAAAAAAAAGAAAAGAAACUUGUGCCAUGUUAAUUCUCUAUAGAUAUAUAAAUAUAUGAAGAAAUAUGUGGACAAAAGAUGGCAUCAUAACACAACCAUGCUAAAAUAAUAAAAGGUCAGUUUUGUUUUUUAAAACA
This is a messenger RNA of Micropterus salmoides (largemouth bass), 4615 nucleotides long. RefSeq names its product plakophilin 4 (gene pkp4). The coding region runs from base 239 to 3811 and encodes 1190 amino acids. The transcript has 22 exons. Gene Ontology annotation, biological process: cell-cell adhesion; cell-cell junction assembly. Gene Ontology annotation, cellular component: nucleus; adherens junction; plasma membrane. The record is from RefSeq and is a predicted model, not a curated record. Gene Ontology annotation, molecular function: cadherin binding. Lineage: Eukaryota; Metazoa; Chordata; Actinopteri; Centrarchiformes; Centrarchidae.